AUGACUUCUCAAUACAGCCUACUCCCUUCUUACCAAAUGCACCAAGCGUUGUUAGCUAAAAGUGUUUCUAUACCAAUGGAAAUGUCGGAUUACGACUCUGAUGAUUCUCUUCCAAGUUAUGACAUGGAUUCGGAAAGCUGUUCACUUAGAUACCCAAGCAGCAUCUCGACUUAUGCAUCAAAUAAUGAAUCAACGGUAAUUUCUUCGAAUGAUGUAGUUGGAGAUACUAUUCUUGAUGUACACCAUCAACUUAAGGUUCUGAAAUGUAAUCUGCAAAUAAAAAUGGAGAUUCAUUUGACUGAAAGUCCAGGUAUUCCAGGUGUCGAACCUACUUACAUUGAAAACCAUGAAUAUAAUCAAGGGGAUUUAGUAUGCGGAUAUGUGGUUAUUGAAAGCAAUUCAAAUAUACCUAUAGCAUUUACCAUGAUAUAUAUUCUACUUGAAGGAAAUAUAGUUCGAGGCGAAAUAUUUGAUUCAUCUAAGAAAAGAACAUCAAACUUUCUUCAAGUGGUUGAUCUUGUUGCUUCGUCUCAUAAAGUGAAUAUUGAUAAACUUCCAGAAAUUGAUCGAGUUGAUAACACACAUCUUCAAUUUGGUCUUAAUGAUUUUUUAUACCCAGGUAUCAAAUACAAGAGAUUCUUUUCAUUCAGGAUUCCACAUAACUUGCUUGAAUCUAAUUGCAAGAAUCCCAAUUUAUCUCAACACUUAAGACUUCCACCUUCUUUUGAUAGCUUGGCUUUCUUAAACACAUCAAUUAAAUAUUCUGUACAUGCGAGAUGUAUUGCUCCCGAUACAAAUACUCGAGAAUACUAUUCUUUACAAGAUUCGGAAAGAGAAGUACGUAUUGUACCUACAAAAGUUAAGAUGAGUUCAAUUGAAGAUUUAUUCCUCAAAGCACAAGUAAAGUAUUCUUUUGAUAACUUGUUCAACAAAAUUCGAAGGGAUAUUCAAAUCAUGAAAGAAAUUCGUGGUAUGGUACCUGCUGCCAAAAUAUACAAAUAUAGAAAAAAUGAAACAGCUCAACCUCAAUUUACAUUCUCUCCUGAUGUUUAUAAUGUCACUUCUCAAUUGAUGAAAAGGUCGAUUAGUGGAUCGAAAAAUUAUGGCAAUAUUAGAUUGUCGGUACCAGCUGUUGAAAAAGUGAUACCUUACAUACCGCAAAGAGAAUAUCGAUCAAAUGACAGCGUUCCACCUCAUAUAUUGAAUUCGUGGAAGAUCAGCUUCCCAGUGGAGCUCAUCUUAACUACUUCUUCCAAGGUAAAACCCCCUAAAAUCAAGCUGAUCUGUUCCUCACUUGUAAUAGUGUCGUUUGCGACAUCUUCAGAGGAUAGUAUUCCUCUAGAGUUUGACUCUGAUAUGAUAUUCAAUAAUUCCACAGGAGAAAACUUUUCUUCUAUCGUACAGCGUCCAAUUUCUGACCUUUCAACUCAAUUGAUGGAACAAAUCAAAGAGACUGAAGGUGUCCAUUGUGAUAAGUACCUCCUAGAUGAAUUGAGAAGUAUAGGCAACGUAAGACAGAAAACUGUUUCAUUACAACUUGAUGACGUGAAAGUAUCACCCAACGCUGGCCGGUGGUCAAUGAAGAAUGGACAACCUGUAGCGAACUUUAUGGUAUACUUGGAUCUUGCUUCUGCUUGCCUAAAUAACGCACGAACAGAUAAGGGUAAACGAUCAUUUGAUUUAUAUUCACUUGUCCCAGAAUUUCAACACUGCAAAAUCGCUCAAAUGUACUAUAUCGAAACAAACUUCAUCUUAAACAAUGGUACUUCUAUGUCAAUUAAGCUACCACUUUCUAUUCAAAAACACUAAAAGAUUUACAUGAAAAAGAACAAAAAGUUUAUAGAUAAAGUUAAAAAUACAACACAUUAUAUAAAUCAACUGAGUUAGUAUAAG
Messenger RNA from [Candida] anglica, 1893 nucleotides. Lineage: Eukaryota; Fungi; Ascomycota; Pichiomycetes; Serinales; Debaryomycetaceae. The record is from the annotation of a GenBank genome assembly.